GUAAUCACCACUCAUCCUCCCAUCCCGCAAGUCCUACAACCCACCGCAGUUGCUUGACACAAUUUCAAAUGAGGUAUGCCACGAUGUUGGAAAGGUGAGCGACAUGAGUUCUAUCUUGCCGCCAGACGGGUAAGGAUUGCGACAAAGCGCUGGAGGCUGCGCUGUUGGUUUCCAGAGUGCCCGUUUAAUCGUGACCAUGUUGUCCAGCGUCAACGUCUUUCCACCACCCUCCACCAAAUUGCAAGAUCGUCAGCCCUGCACCUAACAUUCACUAGCUCAUGCUGUUUAGCCCACUUGGGCAUGCAUGAUGCACUUUCACGAGCCCAAUCAAGGAAGUGUGGCUUCCAUCGAUCUCCCCGUUCCUUGCUUCUUGCCAUGGAGCGGCCGCGAAACAGCCUCCGCCUAAAUCGAGGUUAGGUACACUAGAGUACAACCCAGCCCAUGCCUCCUGAGACAACGAAACCAGAGACAAACGGGCGCUUGUCGCCAUGAGCCAGUGGACCUCUGCGCUUUCCUUCUGAAUCCUACAGGAAUCCACUUCUCAGCCUCUUCUCGUUGGGUUGCCGGGCGCCGAGCUACAACAAGCUACGGAUCAAAUGCCGAAGCGUUCCCAAUCCCGAUAAAUAUCUCCCCUCCGCUUCUACCGGCGGAUCCGAUAAGGCAAGACCUUUGCUGUCAACAUACGUCGGUUCUCCAAUCUCGUUCUACCAUACCGAUAUUCGCCGCCACACUGGAAUUAGUUGCCGGGGAUCUUGGAGCACAGUGACCGGCAUCCAUGGGAAAGGAUACGCGACUUAUGCUCAGGAGGAACAACGCUCGAUGACUCCAGCCAGACGCCUUUGUCACUCAACGACGCCUAUUUACCUUUGCGGCGCCUUACCUGCACCAAACGACAAGAUUCUAGCAUGACUCUCAAUCUGGAUCAGUUGCUCUUCGCACGCGCCGAAUGGCGCAUUCGGCUUCUCGCUCCAUGUUGGAUGUUACAGGUUGGGGCCCUUCUCAGCCUAGUGGGCCUCUUUUCCUACCGGCUUUCUGUGACCUCUCGCACCUUUGACGACGAGGUAUCGCAUGACCAGGAAAUUAUAGUUCAAAUAGUUUGGGAAUCCACCCAGGUUGGGUUUUCAAUUAUUUCCGUAGCUCUCACAGUCGCGGAAAUGUGGAAGGCGAGGUCUGAGACCUUGACCCCUUUCUUCAUGCUGUGUACACAUCUUGUCAAAUACACACUUGCCAGCGGAAUGCUAGGCUUAGAUGCCACCGUCUACGUCAAAUAUCCAGACCACCACUACUCCACAGUGGGCUUGGCUUUGGAUUGCAUUCUGCUUGGCAUAACACUUGUGAUGCUCUUCUACGCUUUCUACACGUAUCGUCGCCUCCUCAAGCUCGAAGCCUAUGAUUUGGCCUAUAACAGAUCAGGAGGCUACAGCCACGGCAAUGAGCAGAAUCUAGGCUACACUGUCAACAUCUUUAGCGGAAAGAAGACCAGACAGCAGCCGUCGCCAACACCCGAGGCGUUGAAAUCCCGGAUAGACCAGGCAAUCGGCGCCGAAUUUGGGUGGGGGAGUCGUCCGUCCGGAAGCGUAACGGAGCGCUCCGGCAUAGUUGUUGCGUCCGGAUCGGUUCAAAGCGGCGUGCCCACCAGACCGGCCGAGUUACACAGGGCUCGGAGCUGGGUGACUGAGACCGGCGUGGUUGGCCCAAAUACUUCAGAGACUCGCCUUGAUGCGUACGGGAGGAAUACUGAUGAUGAUUACCAUGAUUAUUACGAACUGGCUCAUGCGCGCAGUCUUAGCAUUCCUACAUUGGUAGCAACUCAUCAUGGGGACGACGGCGACAGCGAAGGGUUGUUGACGGGCUCACGGGACAAUAGCACAGCAAUGAGGGAAGUAGAUAGAUGGCACGGGUACUCGUGACUCGUGUAAUUCGUGUAACUUGGUAUAAAAGGGUGCGGCGUGGCGCUGGGUGUACUUAUACUAACUACCUAUGUUCCAUCGAAAUACUUUUUCGAGAGUAGGACUUAUCAAGGCCAUUCCGUUUGUCCUAACAUUUCUUUUUCUGGUGUUUCUCAGCAGCAAGAUUCUCUGUCCGACGGCGCAAUAGUUCGUUCAUUCUAUCACUCCAUAUCUAACCCUAACCCAAACAAGAG
Messenger RNA from Neurospora crassa OR74A, 2143 nucleotides. RefSeq lists its product as hypothetical. NCBI's taxonomy places the organism in Eukaryota, Fungi, Ascomycota, Sordariomycetes, Sordariales, Sordariaceae. Bases 906 to 1910 code for a protein of 334 amino acids. The transcript is spliced from 3 exons. The record is from RefSeq and is a predicted model, not a curated record.